CACGUAGGACAAAUGAAAUUUUAGGGUUCUAGGGAAGACGCCGCCAUUUCUAAGAGAAGUCGAUGGCGGCGUCCAAAUCGCCCGGCCGAUUCAAGCAGCGCAAUGCUAUCGCGCCGCAUUCGCAGCAAGCUAGUGCCAGGAGGAAAUCGAUCGAGGAGCAGCGGCGCGCGCUUCCUAUCACAAUCGCUCGGCAGAAAUUGGUGGACGAGGUCCACAAGAACGAUACUCUUGUGAUCAUCGGUGAGACUGGAAGUGGAAAAACUACGCAACUUCCGCAGUUCUUGCUUCGUGCCGGCUUUUCCAAGCGUGGAAAAAUGAUUGGAAUCACGCAGCCGAGGAGAGUAGCUGCUGUUACUGUGGCUACUCGUGUUGCGGAAGAGAUGGGAAGCGAGCUGGGACGUGAAGUUGGAUACUCGAUCCGGUUCGAGGACGCGACGUCCGACUUAACGAGGAUCAAGUACAUGACCGACGGAAUGCUCCUCAGGGAAGCUCUGCUUGAUCCUUUGCUUCGAAAGUAUGGCGUAAUUGUAAUAGACGAAGCUCACGAAAGAACAGUACAUACUGACGUUCUCUUGGGACUUUUGAAAGGCGUCCAAGCUAAACGCACAGAGGAGCAUGGACCAAAGAAAGAAUCGCUCAAGCUUAUUGUUAUGUCAGCUACGCUUGACGCGCAAGGGUUCUCAGCUUUUUUCAACAAUGCGAAGAUAGUCUACAUACAAGGACGGCAGUUUCCAGUGGAAAUCUUCUACACUUUUACGUCCGAAGCAGACAUCUUGGAUGCGUCAUUGAUAACGUUGCUCCAGAUUCAUACGGAAGAAGAACCAGGAGAUAUACUUGUUUUUUUGACGGGACAAGAAGAGAUCGAGUCUAUGGAUAGGCUGAUACACGAUCGACUGCCACGCCUCCCUCCAGGAUCAUUAAAAAUUCAAGUAGUUCCUAUAUAUGCUGCUUUACCCAGUGAGCAGCAAGUUAAAGCUUUUAUUCCAGCACCACCUGGAACCCGUAAGGUUAUCUUAGCCACCAACAUUGCAGAAACUUCUGUAACUAUUCCAGGAAUACGCUACGUCGUAGAUCCUGGUCUAGUAAAGUCCCGGUCCUACAAUCCUCGCAUCGGUCUGGAGUCGUUGAUAGUUGUGCCGGUAUCAAAAGCGCAAGCUCUUCAGCGAAGUGGUCGUGCAGGAAGAGAAGGACCUGGCAAGUGCUACAGAUUGUAUAUGGAGGAGACAUUCAAGCAGCUCGAGAACGCUACUGUUCCUGAAAUCAAGCGGUGCAAUCUUGCUAGCGUCGUGUUGCAGUUGAAGGCGCUGGGUAUUGACGAUGUUCUCGGCUUCGAUUUCAUGGACAAACCACCAAAGAUGGCCAUAUUGAAGUCCCUCGAACACUUAUAUAUAUUGGGAGCACUGACAGACGAGGGAAAGCUUUCAGAUCCAGUUGGUAUCCAGAUGGCUCGCCUGCCUCUGGAGCCUCUCUACGCAAAAGCCUUACUCAUCUCAGCAAACUUUAAUUGUAGCAAAGAGAUGCUAUCCGCUGUCGCAAUGCUUUCUGUCGAGUCAAUCUUCUUCGUACCAAAAGAUAAAAAGAAAGAGGCGGAUGCUGCAAAACAACGAUUUUUGAGCGGAGACGGUGACCACAUAACUCUUGUCAGUGUUAUGCGCGCCUUUACAGAUGAAGUAAAUAAGAGCGGAGGCGGCGUGGUUUCGAAGAAGCAAAUCCUUCGGUGGUGCAUCGAGAACUAUAUCAAUAUGCGUUCUCUAAAGCGUGCCGUGGAUAUCUAUAGGCAAAUCGAAGGUUGCAUACAAGCAAUUAACCUGCCUGUGGUUUCAUGUGGAGAGGACUUCACCAGCUUUCGCAGGUGUUUGGCAGCCGCAUUCUUUUUAAAUGCAGCCUGUCUACAGCAAGAUGGUACCUACAGAACGCUGGCAAACACUCAAGUUGUUUCCAUCCAUCCCUCCUCAAUAAUGCAUGGGAAGAAGCUGGAUUGCGUCGUUUUCAAUGAGCUGGUGAAGACGAACAAACAGUUCAUUAGAAAUGUGACGAGGAUCGACUCUCUGUGGCUUCCAGAGCUUGCACCCCACUUCUAUGGUACCCGAGAUGCGACGUAGAACCAACGUAUCUGAGACCUCGUUGUCUCAUCUUUACGUGGUACUAAAUUUACGAAAUGCGGCGUGGCGAGUGGCCUUAUCGUCACCGGAACAAUUUCAGGAAUUUAAAUUUGGGGUGCUGUUAGCUCUUUUGAGCUUCUGUCUUUCUCUUCGAUGGCUGAUGCCGAGAUCCCGUUGUUGGACGAAGAGAAAAGCUUCUCCGGGUCUGUAGAAGGAUGCCCCGGCUGCAAGGCCAUCCUCAUCGUCAGAGAAAAUCAUGGUUUUCCGAAAAAGCUUCUCUUCAUUGUGGCCAACAUGAUGCUUUGCAACUCGCUGCCAAUUGCCGUCAUCUUCCCGUUCUUGUACUUCAUGGUUCAGGACUUUCAUGUGACCAAGUCGGAUGCUGAUAUCGGAUACUUUGCUGGAUGGAUCGGCUCGUCUUUCAUGGCUGGAAGAGCUCUUACUGGAAUCUUGUGGGGAACUAUCGCCGACAAAUACGGCAGGAAACCCGUUAUCUUCUGCGGAAUCAUGUCAAUGUUAGGUGUUCGUUUAUCGUCUUGAUGAGAAUCAAGACAAGAACCUCAUUAAAUCGCUCUUGUGUGUGUUCUGCAGCAUUGUC
Selaginella moellendorffii is the source of this 2700-nucleotide messenger RNA. RefSeq names its product pre-mRNA-splicing factor ATP-dependent RNA helicase DEAH10. Lineage: Eukaryota; Viridiplantae; Streptophyta; Lycopodiopsida; Selaginellales; Selaginellaceae. Bases 63 to 2102 code for a protein of 679 amino acids. Gene Ontology annotation, cellular component: nucleolus; intracellular anatomical structure. The record is from RefSeq and is a predicted model, not a curated record. The transcript is spliced from 16 exons. Gene Ontology annotation, biological process: positive regulation of transcription by RNA polymerase I. Gene Ontology annotation, molecular function: ATP binding; RNA binding.